This is a messenger RNA of Loa loa (African eye worm), 390 nucleotides long. RefSeq lists its product as hypothetical. The coding region runs from base 1 to 390 and encodes 129 amino acids. The transcript has 3 exons. NCBI's taxonomy places the organism in Eukaryota, Metazoa, Nematoda, Chromadorea, Rhabditida, Onchocercidae. The record is from RefSeq and is a predicted model, not a curated record.
AUGUUAGUUAAAACACCGCUGUGUUCAGGCUGUAUUUCAACAGUUCAAGUGCACAAUAAUAUAACAGGAGUUACGAAAAACAGCGGCAUGAAGCGUUCCAGCAAACGAUUUCAGAAGAAAGAAGACAGCGAAUCGACGGCUGCAGAAUCGAUUGUGGGAACUCUGAAACAUCUCAACUUGAUCUUUUCGGAAGAUUUUCGCAAGCCGUUGUAUGAUUAUUUAAAAAAGCUCAGUGGUGUGAAUUUUCCUAUUGAAGAUUCCCUCAUUGUUGGAUUGGCAAAAAUGAUUAUUGAUGAAUUCCCACUGACUGAGCAAAUCUUUUUUGCGGAUACAGUCUGGGAUCAGUGGUUGACAAAUUAUCGUAAGCAACAUCCAGAAUUCGAAGAAUAA